AUGCAUCUGGCCAUCCUUGCCCUUGUCACUCUACUCGCCCUUGUCCAGGCCGUCUUGUCGGCGGAGAUCUAUCUCCCAAGCGGCGAGUACCGAUUCUACUAUGGCCACUUCCAGGCCCCUCAGACCCACCGCUUCGCCACGGCCGAGCCCGAUGCUCGCACAGGCAGUGUCCGCACUUUCCCCCUGAACAAAGAUUCCAAGUUCCAGAUCUGGAAGGUGAAGCACUGCGGCAACAACGUGGUCACAAUCGAGUCCAAGGGUGCUCGAGGCAAGUACCUCUCUCCUGGCCGCUCGGGUGCUCUUCCUGGUGCCUAUGUCGGUGUCACCACCACCAAACAGCGGUUCAAGGUCACCCGUGUUGCGGGUGGUCCCUUCACCAGCUACGAGCUCGCCUACCCCAAGAAGGUCUUCAACAGGACCCUGGUUGUCGGCUACGACUACACGGGCAAGGAGGAGCCCUACUAUCUCAACUUUGUCCACCGCAGAACCGAAGACCAUUUGUGGGGAUGGAAGUUUUCUCGUGUCAAGUAA
Messenger RNA from Linnemannia hyalina, 531 nucleotides. NCBI's taxonomy places the organism in Eukaryota, Fungi, Mortierellomycota, Mortierellomycetes, Mortierellales, Mortierellaceae. The record is from the annotation of a GenBank genome assembly.